This is a messenger RNA of Biomphalaria glabrata, 3602 nucleotides long. RefSeq names its product substance-P receptor-like. The record is from RefSeq and is a predicted model, not a curated record. The coding region runs from base 1049 to 3205 and encodes 718 amino acids. Gene Ontology annotation, molecular function: G protein-coupled receptor activity. NCBI's taxonomy places the organism in Eukaryota, Metazoa, Mollusca, Gastropoda, Planorbidae. Gene Ontology annotation, cellular component: membrane. Gene Ontology annotation, biological process: G protein-coupled receptor signaling pathway. The transcript is spliced from 3 exons.
AAAGAGAGAACUUCCAUUUGGUCAAAGAGAGAACUUCCAUUUGGUCAAAGAGAGAACUUCCAUUUGGUCAAAGAGAGAACUGUAACAAGAGAAAUGAGGAGAAAUGGAAAGUGUUUUGUGAGACACACACACACACACCAAGUGAUUGAGCGCGAGAAAAAGACAAGAGAGAGCAAAGCAAAGAGAGGACGAAGAAGCAACAAACAGCUGAGCCUACAGAGAGGCAGAGGACGUGAGAGGUAGGGAGUAGAGGGAGGAAAAAUUGAGAGAUCAAGAAACAAUGUAAAAAACGUAAUACAGCCAUGUCUCUCUCUGUCUCGCUCUUUCUCUCUUUCUGUCUGUCUCUCUCUCUCUCUCUCUCUCUCUCUAUCUAUCUAUCUAUCUCUUCAGAUGUCUAUGUGAACCCCCACAUGUUUACACUCGAAUGCCAGUCAAAUUCUUUUUAAUGAACAUUUUGUCUUGCCAGAAGAACGAGUUCCGUGUUGUUCUUGGAUUCCAAAUCCUAGGAUCAUGUCAUUCUUUAGGGUUAGUUUCCAUCUAUGUUUUAAUCCUGUAAUAAUACAAUACUUUUCUUUUUUUUUAAUAAGUUUUUUAUAUUUGUUUAAUUUCUAGUCUUUGAAUAGUUUUUUGGGAGAGAGAAAGAACUAUGAUUGUUUGCCUAACAAUCUAUGAGUAAAAUGUAUACAGACUUUGAUUUGGUCAUCUGCCAUUAUGGAUCUUUGAGAAAUGUGACUGGAAGAAAGAAAAACAUUUUUACUUACAAAACUCCAAACAAAAGUGGAAGACAAAACCCACCUCUCUCUUCCCAGCUCCGAUUGGACAUGUCGGGUGGGGGGGGGGGCGCAGUGAAGUCUGCUAUGUGAGACACAGACAACAGAUUGUUGCUUAGAGUUCUCUGGACAAUAGGAAGGAUUUACUUCAACUGAAAUAAUGUUGGUCGCUUUCAUUAUACAUUAAGACCAUAUGACUGUGUUUCUACAAUGGAAAACAACUUGACAAGGUCCACUCAUAGUAGCCAAAGGACACAUAGAAAAUAGAGGGUUCAGUCAUGAGUAUCAAUAGUAUAUCUAAUGGAAAUCACGGAUCAUUGGACAGUCAAAUUGUUAAUAUGAGUUGGUGUGCUGUAGUCAACGAUACAAACCAGGAUCAAACAUACCAACAUUUUUAUCAGAUGGCUCAGAUGAUUACUGGACUUGUCAUCUACCCUCUAGUUUGUUUCCCUGGUGUCCUUGGUAACACUCUCACCUUGUUUGUAUUGUCCAGACGUAACAUGCAGACAUCCACGAAUGCCUUCCUGAGUGCUCUUGCUGUUUCCGACUCGGUCAAGCUAAUCAAUGACAUUCUGUACUUCUUUGUUAUUGUCUUCAUGAAAACUUCGACGACUCUUGGAAACCUUUCUUACGGCUACCUCUACCCUUACGCUCAUUUUAUUUUUAGCUUUUCUGCAUGCGUUUCGUCCUGGUUAACCGUGUCUAUGGCUGUGGAGAGAUAUUUAAUGGUGUGUCACCCCACUAGAGUACGGGCAGUAUGGAGUAGAAGGCGAGCUGUGCUACUGUGUACCCUAAUCUACGUCAUUAUGUCCUUGCUGGCACUGCCUUCAGCCCUACGCUACAAAACGAUUGCCUGUCUAGACGUAGUCAGCAACAUGACCCGACUAGACGUGCAACUGACAGAGAUGUGGAAGAAUGAGAUAUUUGUAAAGAUCUAUACCUGGGCCCAGAAUUUACUUCGAUCUAUUAUUCCGUUGAUAGUGCUGGUGAUACUCAACACGUGUAUUAUCACGGCCCUCAGACGGAGCCAAACAAAGAAACGAAAGAAUGCCCGUCACCGUGUGACAGUUAUGAUGAUAGUUGUUAUUCUAGCUUUCCUCAUAUGUAUCACACCUGACGCCAUCAUGUCCACAGUUUUCGGUUUGGGCUAUCACGAGGCAGACUACUUAGCGAAAGGAAUUCGGGAAAUUACCGAUGCCUUAUUAGCCAUCAACGCUGGUAUCAACUUUCUCAUCUACUGCGCGUUCAAUCAAAUAUUCCGUAAAAGUUUCCUACGACUAUGCUGUCACAAAACCAAAAGAAGCAAUACUUGGAUGACUGAACUAGAAGAGUCUACCUUCAGGCGCUUGUCUGAUGUGAAGACUGCUAUGUUGUCAAACAACAACUCCCUACCAAUACAAGACACAUCUCCAACAUUAGUCACGGACAACUCACUGGCAGGCUUUACCAAUAAGAUAAAUGGGAAACACCAGACAGCUGAUAGUGCCAGCAUUCAACUAGCACAGGACACCAAUGAUUCAUCCAGUGCAAACUUAAAUAGUUCUCUAUCAAACGGAGACAGCGGUUCUCAAACAGAGGAGUACGCUAAUUCAUCUGAAAACGAUCAUCAAACUUUUGUACAACCUUUAGCGUUGAUUAAAAGAAAGCCUUUCAGUCAGCACAUUCACAGAAUUUCUAAAGAUGGACUGAAACACUCCAGAAAUAGUAUUAAGUGCACGAGAGACAGACAUAAAGCUAUCAGUCUCCAUGAACUUCAUCAGACAUGUCGAGAGACAGACAAACUUGAUGUACACUCGGACAAGCUUCAUCAAUGUCUAAACACAGAGAGCAAUUCCGUCAGAUCUUCAUUUUACCAACAUCAACUUUUCACCAAAGUGUGUGCAUGUGUACACGACGUGCCAACAACAUCUAAGAAUGUCAGCGAUCACAGGCAGUCGAUAAUUCUGACUAACUGUCAAGGUGAGGCUUUAACAAGUCAAAGGCAUGAGAUCAGAAAUAAUUCGACCCAUUUUCGAGAUUUCAAUAUUACAUCACACGAAAACCUUCGUAAGAAGGUGUGUUUUAACCACCGUUUGGACAACAAGACGGAUAUUAUAUAUGAUACAAGUGACAGGAAAUAUAAUGUGUUUGCUACAUGUCACAGAGAAGAUAAUGUGUUUGCUACAUGUGACAGAGAAGAUAAUGUGUUUGCUACAAGCGACAGAGAAGAUAAUGUGUUUGCUACGUGUGUAAAGAGGAGUACAGAAUGUGAUACAUAUGGCAUGUAUAAUGCGUGUGAUCAGGCAGCUCCAUUGUGCGAUUCAUGUACACUCUCGACACAUCUUUUUCCACACAAUGUAGCUUCAGCUAUUAGUAGUGAUACAAGAAACUUUAUCCUACAGAUUGACUCUCAAAUGCUUUUUCCUAAACAAGAUAUUUUAUCCACAGACUUGUAAUGUUAAUAUAUAUGUGUUUGUGUGUGUGUGUGUGUGUGCGUGUGCAUGUGUGUGUGUGUAGCCUACUGUUUAUUACCCGUGAGUCUUAAUUUGCGUAUCACUGAUAAAGUCACUGACAUGGUGUAUUAGAAAAAAUUAAAUAAAAUAAUAAUGUUAGCUUUAUCCAUCUAGUCCAGUGGUUCCAAAACUUUUUUGUUAUUGACUAAACACCUUGAACUCGCGUUGACCUACAUCCAACAAAAUUCGAAAUAAAGAUUUAUAAGGAUUCUGUUGCGUGACCUUUCGGCAGUGUCUAAUGUAAGAAGUGCGCGAUAUCAAGAAUGGAGCUAUUGGGCUAAGUCGCAGCUAUACCGAACCAAUGUGUGAAAAAUGCUUUAGAAACACAAAUAAAUGUGAC